CCUUUAAAGCAGUCGUCUCGAAAUACCUGCCGGCUGAUUUUAUUUCCGCGCGCGCACACACGCUCGAGCCGGUGCGUUUGCUUCAAAAAUCCCCAAACAAUGUUCGACUUGAAGUUCUGUAUUUACUCUGUUUAAUGAACAAACAUUUCAUUCUACCUUUUAGUCUGUAGGAGACGGCAUAUUCAAUUAUAGUUAAGGCAGUUCUACAGUGUUAGUGAAAGUAACGUGUAAUAAUGGCGAUGGAAAACCAGCAAGACCUAUUUCAUUUUCAUUUCAGUGUAACACCAAAUAUUGUACUAAAUAGAAAUGAUAACAGGGAUAUUGGAAUGUACAUAGAAAACGCAGCACACGUGACCCACACGGUUGAGCAACCAAGCGUAUCGCAAGCUACGUCAUCAUUACAAGAUAUGAAAUUCAACCAACAAGGAUCACGUGGUGCAGUGAAGUCACGAAAACCAACGAUUGAAGAGAUUUUUGGUUCAGAUGACGGUCGAUUGCUGCAAGAAAAAAAGUAUUAUGAAGCUUAUGGCGUAUCAAAAAAUCGAAUUCAGUUCGACCCAGCUGUCAUUGGAUCUAAGGACCUGGUCAACCAUUACCGAUGUUGUAUGUUGGCUGAAAAGGGACAAGAAGCGAUUCGAAUUAAAGAACAACUAAAGAAUUUGUUUAAAGAGAAAUUCCAAACCACGCCGAAUGAAAUCGCCACAUUUGCUGACACUAUCAGGGGUGAAGGGAGAGACAUGGAAUCGAUUUUGUUUGAUCAAAUCGGUGCCGAGUUUUAUGGAAAUCAACCGAAAGCAGGUUUGGUCGGGAUAGUGUAUUGUGCAUUCGGGAUCAGAAAAUCUAUCGAGGCAAUGUUAUCACGUGAUAAAGAAUUGAAACCGAUCGUUCGAACCCACGUGAUUCCACUGAUGCGUUACAUGCGAGAAAUGAUUCGACGAUCUGAUGACGUCAGCGAGGAAGAUCGGUGUUUGCAAGAAGUGUGGUGUUUGAAUUAUAUCGGAUACACUGAGGGCUUGGUUAGUGAUUUCAGUGGUUGCGAAAAAACAUUGAAAGAAGCGAUCGCUAUAAUGAAAAGAGUGUUUGGGAAGAAAGCUGCAAAGUAUGCAGUGUACGGAAAUUGUUUGAACAGUCUCGGUGACACCUAUAGAAACACUUCCCGACCCAACGAUGCCUACCAGUGUUACCGUAGAGCAAUUGCAGCUUAUGAGAAAUCUGAGGAUAUCAACGAUGAUCAGAGAGCAAAAUGGAUUGGCGUAACCAAAGAAGGCAUGAAAGAUGCGAAAAGUAAAUGAAAUAACUCGUGAUAUUUGUCACAAUGAACGUUGUUGCAUAACCAACAUUUGAUAAUAUGAUUCAUUGUGUGUAUAUAAUAUAUAUUGUUUGACAAUUGUAACGUAUAUAUUAAUUGUGAUAACGUAUGUACACGUUAACUUAGGUAUCAUACAUAUGACACAUGAAACACAUGUUAUAUAUUUGUCACGUAAUCGUGCCGCAGGGUGACGUUAAAAAAAUUAUGCGGUGCACUACCCCCGUCUAGCGGUCUGUAAUUAAAGUCUAAUUUGGCGCAGUUUGUCGGUAAACAACUGUGCAGUGCACUACCGCCAACUAGCGGUUAGGAAAUAAAAUUAUGAUUUGCCGCAUAGUUUUAUUAUAUACAGUAUUAGUUCUCUAUGGUGCAACAGUAAAUUAAUUUCAAUUGGCCGCAGUGUGACGUUAAAGAAUUAUGCAGUGCACUAUCGAUUUUCUGUGCGAGGAAAUAAAUAAAAUUUAAGAGG
Ciona intestinalis (vase tunicate) is the source of this 1775-nucleotide messenger RNA. Lineage: Eukaryota; Metazoa; Chordata; Ascidiacea; Phlebobranchia; Cionidae. The record is from RefSeq and is a predicted model, not a curated record.